Lingula anatina is the source of this 1406-nucleotide messenger RNA. Its product is annotated as exonuclease 1-like. Gene Ontology annotation, molecular function: 5'-3' DNA exonuclease activity; metal ion binding; 5'-flap endonuclease activity. Gene Ontology annotation, biological process: mismatch repair; DNA recombination. The record is from RefSeq and is a predicted model, not a curated record. Gene Ontology annotation, cellular component: nucleus. Lineage: Eukaryota; Metazoa; Brachiopoda; Lingulata; Lingulida; Lingulidae.
AUGGCGGGGAUCGAUUUAAACAUACCUCUUGUGUAUAGAUUGAAAGAGGAAGAUUUGGAAAAGAAUGACAUAACACUAGCAGAGGAGUAUGGUUACAAAAAAUCUCAGGAAAAGAAAAGAAGAUCAGACGAUCUUUUGUGUUUACCAGAAACUCAAAAAGAGGAAAUAUCAACAAAAGAAAACCUUUAUGACAGUAAUGUUCAAGAAUUAGCUGAUGUUAGUAAUAAUAAAGAAAGCAGUAAAAUCGUUGGAGCUGAAGAGGUAGAUGCCAUUUCUCCAAGGAGGAAGAAUGUUUUUGGCACAGUGCUGCCGAAGAAAGAAAAGUUUAAUAUCAAUGCAGCAAAGCCAGUAGUAGAAACCCACAGCAGGUUUUUUACCAAAUCAACCGCCCCAAAGCUGAAGAAUAAAAGGGAAUCUGUCUUUGAUCAUUUUGAGUUGCAGCAAGGCAUUGAUAAGGAUACCACUACAUCUACAAAUUCAAAUCCAAAAGCAGAUAUCAUUAACACUGCGUCUUAUGUUAAAGACUGUAAAAACAGUGUCCAGGAAAAACUAAAUAUAAAUCAGGAGAUUAAAACAACUCUACAAACAAACACCAUAGUGGAAAUGGAAAGCAAUGCAGAUUCUCAGGAAGCUAAAGUGAGGAAAUCUAGUUUCAUGUGGAAUAAAUUCAGCAGUAGUUUUAGUUCAAGACCAAAGGAAAAUGAUGUCAAGCAUGUCCCAUUAUCCUCAAGUCAAGCAUCUCUGAGUCAGUUCAAAGCUGUCAAAAUGUCUGAAAAAUCUAUAAAUGAUGCACAGGUGGUCAAUAGUGAGGAGAUCAUUUUAGGUGAAAAAAGUGACUCCAGCGAGAUCGAUUCAUUAUCUCAAACUUCUGAAAAGAUCGGACCUCUUAGUCUAUUUUAUAGCUUGGACACUAUCACAGACAGUCAAGGUCAACCUGGUUUAUCACAGUCACAAUUGCUGUCCAGUCAGACAAGUAAUACUGCCUCAGAUUGGUCAGAGAAGUCAGGUUUUGGGGAAAGGGACCUAUCACAGGAAGCAAAAGAUCCUACAGUAACUGAAGUUUUAGGCUUGAUUCAGGAUGAGGAUGAUAUCAGUGCCAGUCUUGCUGCAAACUCACAGUCCAGUGUGAGUUCUGAAUCAAAGUUAAAAAGCCAGAGCUGUCGCUCAGUAGGCCUCUGUAGUUCUGUCUCCUCUACCCCCAAGUCUGGCUCAGGUGAGAUAUCAGAAGAAUAUUAAUAGCAUAACAUCAUGUAUCACUGUACUCACUGUUUCCACAUUGCAUUUUAUCCAAUGCAUUAUUUUGACAGAAAGUUCUGUUCUUACAGAUGCAGAGAUGAGCUUAUUCUGCGGAAACGUGGAAUUCAGUAUUUUUAAUUCAAUUCUGAUGGUUCCUGAGAUUUGUCAAG